Sturnus vulgaris (Common starling) is the source of this 2613-nucleotide messenger RNA. It is a transcript of the gene SLC23A2, whose product is annotated as solute carrier family 23 member 2. Gene Ontology annotation, biological process: transmembrane transport. The record is from RefSeq and is a predicted model, not a curated record. Gene Ontology annotation, molecular function: transmembrane transporter activity. Lineage: Eukaryota; Metazoa; Chordata; Aves; Passeriformes; Sturnidae. Gene Ontology annotation, cellular component: membrane.
CAGCUGCUGCAGCCAGGCAUGUAAAUAUUUGUGCCAGUUGUGUUUGGAGGGCUCUGGCUGGGUGUUCUCCCUGUGAGUAUUCUCUGGAGUUUGUGGCCAAGCUGAAGCUCCCAGGCCGGGCUGCUUUGCGUAAGCCCGGCGGAGGCGUGGAGUAAGGGGGGAGUAACCGGGGAGUAGCCAGAGUGUCCAGGGCUGCCUCCUGCCCCGCCUCGUGUAACCGUGGGCUGGGACUGGGCACGGAGCAGUUACACAAUGGGGAAGUAUAAAAAGAGGGUAAAAGUGCUCCUGGGGGAUGGAUGUCUGCAUCCUCCAGGCUGCUGUGCCCUCGACUGCAGGAGCUGCCUCCGAGAGCUUGGUGCAGGAGCUGUUGAUGCAAAUGACACCCUGAUGUCCCAGCUGGAUUACUGAGCUCCUGUGUGAUUCCUGGAGCUGCUGCUGUUGGAGUAAGGAGCUGUCCUUAGUUCUUGGCCUGUCCCAGGAGCACCUCCUGGGUGCUGCAUGCAAGUCCUGGACGUGCUGGAAACGAUGGGGAUUGGCAAGAACACCACGGCCAAAUCGGUGGAGGCAGGAGGCUCCACAGAGGGGAAAUACGAGGAUGAGUCCAAACACCCCACCUUCUUCACCCUGCCUGUUGUGAUAAAUGGUGGAGCCACAUCCAGUGGUGACCAAGACACAGAGGACACAGAGCUGAUGGCCAUCUACACUACAGAGAAUGGCAUAGCAGAAAAGAGCUCCCUGGCAGAGACCCUGGACAGCAGUGGCAGUUUGGAUGCCCAGAGGACUGACAUGAUUUACACCAUUGAAGAUGUUCCUCCCUGGUACCUCUGCAUAUUUCUGGGCUUGCAGCACUACCUGACGUGUUUCAGCGGGACCAUCGCCGUGCCCUUCCUGCUGGCCGAUGCCAUGUGCGUGGGCUUUGACCAGUGGGCCACCAGCCAGCUCAUCGGGACCAUCUUCUUCUGUGUGGGCAUCACCACCCUGCUGCAGACCACCUUUGGCUGCAGGUUACCCCUGUUCCAAGCCAGUGCUUUUGCAUUCUUAGCACCUGCCAGAGCAAUUCUCUCUCUGGAGAAGUGGAAGUGCAAUAACACAGAUGUAACAGUUACCAAUGGAACAGCAGAGCUGCUGCACACGGAGCACAUCUGGUACCCCCGGAUACGAGAGAUCCAAGGUGCCAUCAUCAUGUCCUCGCUGAUCGAGGUGGUGAUCGGGCUGCUGGGGCUGCCCGGGGCUCUGCUGCGCUACAUCGGCCCCCUGACCAUCACCCCCACCGUGGCCCUCAUCGGCCUCUCGGGCUUCCAGGCUGCAGGGGAGCGAGCUGGCAAGCACUGGGGCAUCGCCAUGCUGACUAUUUUCCUAGUAUUGUUGUUUUCUCAGUAUGCCAGAAAUGUCAAAUUUCCCUUGCCCAUUUAUAAAUCCAAGAAAGGAUGGACAGCAUACAGGCUGCAGCUUUUCAAGAUGUUCCCUAUCAUCCUGGCCAUCCUGGUGUCGUGGCUGCUGUGCUUCAUCUUCACGGUGACAGACGUGUUCCCCCCGGACAGCUCCAAGUACGGCUUCUACGCGCGCACGGACGCGCGCCGGGGCGUGCUGCUGGUGGCCCCCUGGUUCAAGGUGCCCUACCCCUUCCAGUGGGGGCUGCCGACCAUCUCGGCCGCGGGGGUGAUCGGGAUGCUGAGCGCCGUCGUCGCCAGCAUCAUCGAGUCCAUCGGGGAUUACUACGCCUGUGCCAGGCUGUCCUGUGCUCCUCCUCCUCCCAUCCAUGCCAUCAACAGGGGGAUUUUCAUCGAGGGUCUGUCCUGUGUUCUGGAUGGAGUGUUUGGGACAGGGAAUGGAUCCACCUCUUCCAGCCCCAACAUUGGGGUCCUGGGCAUCACAAAGGUUGGGAGCCGCAGGGUGAUCCAGUACGGAGCAGCCUUCAUGCUGCUGCUGGGCAUGGUGGGCAAGUUCAGCGCCCUGUUCGCCUCGCUGCCCGACCCCGUGCUGGGGGCUCUCUUCUGCACCCUCUUUGGGAUGAUCACGGCCGUGGGUCUGUCAAACCUCCAGUUCAUCGAUCUGAAUUCUUCUCGGAAUCUCUUCGUGCUCGGGUUUUCCAUUUUCUUUGGGCUCGUCCUCCCGAGCUAUCUCAAGCAGAACCCCCUGGUCACUGGAAUAGCAGGCAUUGAUCAGGUGUUGAACGUCCUGCUCACCACAGCCAUGUUCGUCGGGGGCUGCGUCGCCUUCAUCCUGGAUAACACCAUCCCAGGAAGCCCUGAAGAAAGGGGAAUACGGAAAUGGAAGAAAGGGGUUGGUAAAGGAAGCAAAUCCCUGGAUGGCAUGGAAACAUAUGAUCUGCCUUUUGGCAUGAACUUCAUUAAAAAAUAUAGAUGUUUCAGCUUCUUGCCCAUCAGCCCCACCUUCAUGGGAUACACGUGGAAAGGCUUCAGGAAAAGCAGUAACUGCAGGAGUUCAGAUGAAGACUCAGAAGCUACAGUAUAGCCUUAGCUGAAAUUAUAUUAUCUAGUUGUAGUCAAAGAUGUAUUUGCAGUUUCUUGCUGAUUAAGAAGCAUUAAAAUCUAUGUUUUGUAUAUCUGCAUUUAAAUUCUGGAACCAGAGCUGAGACGGAUUUAAAAAAAA